Eufriesea mexicana is the source of this 1269-nucleotide messenger RNA. RefSeq lists its product as uncharacterized. The record is from RefSeq and is a predicted model, not a curated record. Gene Ontology annotation, molecular function: olfactory receptor activity; odorant binding. Bases 1 to 1269 code for a protein of 422 amino acids. Lineage: Eukaryota; Metazoa; Arthropoda; Insecta; Hymenoptera; Apidae. Gene Ontology annotation, cellular component: plasma membrane. The transcript is spliced from 10 exons. Gene Ontology annotation, biological process: sensory perception of smell; detection of chemical stimulus involved in sensory perception of smell.
AUGGGCAGAGUAAUAACUUUUCUAAUUUCUGAUGUUAAUCUAAACUUGAGAUAUUUAGUAUUUCAGAAAGACAAAGAACAGGGUCCCGACAUAUUUGAUAUUCCUCAUUAUAAAAUGCUGCAAAAGUACUUGCAAGUUUUGGGACAAGAUCCACAUCAAAGAGACGAAGUCAGGAAUGUUAUCGUAACUAUAGUGGUGAUUAGUAUUGUAGGCAUUGUUGUUCCAUCGUCGUUAGAAUUUUAUACAUCGUUAUGUGACAAGAAUAUGGACGCAGUAAUCGAGUGCCUACCACAUUUAAUCGCGGCUGUUACCAGUCUUGUUAAGAUAUUAAACGUCCACCUUAAUAGGGAAAAUUUUAAAAAAAUAUUUAUAUUUGUGACAAAAGAGUGGAAGGAAUUGAAGUUAAAUAACGAAUUACAUAUCCUGGAAGAAAUCGCUUCGCAAGGCAGCAAAAUGGCGUUAAUAUAUCGAAACACUCUAUUGUCCUUUACGGUACUGUUCGUGUUGGUUCCACUUUUUUUUCCUAUCCUGGACGUUGUUUAUCCACUGAAUGAAACGCGACAGCGACAACAAUUCCUUAAAGUUAAUUACAUUUUCUUUGAUGAUAAAGACUACUUUUUUUACGUAUAUAUCCAAUUGACUUGGGGGGCAGUCAUUACUGUAUUAGGGAUAGUUACCGUUGAUUCGUUAUACAUCCUUAUAAUUCACCACAGUAGCGGAUUGUUCGCAGUGUGUAGUCAUCGAGUCCAGAAGGCAACAAGAGAUACCGACUUAAUCACUGGGGAACCCAUUUCGGAGAGUUACACGCACGAACAGUGCCGAAAUUGCAUUAUAUUCCAUCAUGAAGCCAUUCAGUUCUACGAUAUUCUAAAUGAAAGCAGUCAAAGUAGUUACUUAGCUCAGGUUGGAUUAAAUAUGAUGGGAAUAAGCGUGACGGCAGUUCAAACUGUCGCAAAUUUAGAUAAACCAGACGAAGCAUUUAGAACUGGAGUAUUCCUUGGUGCUGAACAGUUCCAUUUAUUUGUGAUCAGUUUACCAGGCCAGGUGCUGCUAGAUUAUUGUAGCAUGCUUGCAGAUGAUAUAUACGGUUCUAUGUGGUACAGAAUACCAGUAAAAAUUCAAAAAAUGCUUUAUACGAUGCAAAUAAGGAGUAAAAAACCUUGUGCACUAACGGCAGGUGGCUUAUACCAAAUGAAUAUGGAAAAUUUUGGGAUAACCUUCAAAACCUGCAUGUCGUACUUCACGAUGUUAAUGUCACUAAAGGAAUGA